Lampris incognitus (smalleye Pacific opah) is the source of this 2515-nucleotide messenger RNA. It is a transcript of the gene arrb1, whose product is annotated as arrestin, beta 1. Gene Ontology annotation, biological process: G protein-coupled receptor internalization; visual perception; signal transduction. The coding region runs from base 38 to 1291 and encodes 417 amino acids. Gene Ontology annotation, molecular function: G protein-coupled receptor binding. Lineage: Eukaryota; Metazoa; Chordata; Actinopteri; Lampriformes; Lampridae. The transcript has 16 exons. The record is from RefSeq and is a predicted model, not a curated record.
GUUCUUCUUCCUCCACUUCGUCGUGCUGCCUGGCAGGAUGAGCGACAAAGGCACCAGGGUUUUUAAGAAAGCAAGCCCCAAUGGGAAGCUCACGGUCUAUCUGGGGAAGAGAGACUUUGUGGACCAUGUGGAUCUGGUGGAACCUGUGGACGGGGUGGUCCUGAUAGACCCGGAGUACCUGAAGGAGAGAAAAGUGUUUGUGACUCUGACCUGUGCGUUCCGGUAUGGUCGUGAGGACCUCGACGUCCUGGGCCUGACAUUCAGGAAGGAUCUGUUUGUGGCCAAUGUCCAGGCGUUCCCACCGGUACUUGAAGAGAAAAAGAAUCUCACUCGUCUUCAGGAACGCCUUAUCAAAAAGCUGGGAGAGCACGCCUACCCAUUCACCUUCGAGAUUCCCCUCAACCUGCCCUGCUCCGUCACCCUCCAACCAGGCCCCGAGGAUACAGGGAAGGCCUGCGGUGUGGACUUUGAAGUGAAAGCUUUCUGUGCUGAGAAUGUGGAGGAAAAGAUCCACAAGAGAAACUCAGUGCGGCUGGUGAUCAGGAAGGUCCAGUAUGCUCCAGAGAAGCCGGGGCCUCAGCCCAUGGCGGAGACCACCAGACACUUCCUCAUGUCAGACAAACCGCUGCACCUGGAGGCCUCGUUGGACAAAGAGAUCUACUACCAUGGUGAGCCAAUCAGCGUUAACGUGCACGUGACCAAUAACACCAACAAAACUGUCAAGAAGAUGAAGAUAUCAGUGCGUCAAUAUGCAGACAUCUGCCUGUUCAACACGGCGCAGUACAAAUGUCCGGUGGCCACCGAGGAGUCGGAUGAUUUUGUGGCUCCGAGUGCAACCUUCUGUAAAGUUUUUAGUCUCACGCCGUUUCUGGCAAACAACCGACAGAAACGAGGCCUCGCUCUGGACGGAAAACUGAAGCAUGAAGACACGAACUUGGCAUCCAGCACACUGUUGAGAGAAGGAGCCAACAGGGAGAUCCUCGGCAUCAUCGUCUCUUAUAAAGUCAAAGUGAAGCUGGUUGUCUCUCGUGGCGGGCUCCUGGGAGAUCUGGCAGCAAGUGACGUUUCUGUUGAGCUUCCCUUCACGCUGAUGCAUCCGAAGCCAUUAGAAGAGCUGCUGCUCAGAGACGCCCCAGAUGAAACGCCCAUUGACACCAACCUCAUUGAGUUUGACACAAACGAUGAUGACAUCAUCUUUGAGGACUUUGCCAGGCAGCGGCUGAUCGGAGCGAAGGAGGAGGACGAGGAGGAGGAGGAGGGGACAGACUCGCCCAAGAUGAACAACAGAUAGAGGGGAAGAGAGGAAGCACCAUCCAGGAAACCCGUCAGCAGCCUGCCACUGAGGAGAACCGCCUUGUGAUCUGCCCACAUCCACCUUCUCUGUACUGCCAGGCCCAGUCCAGACCAACACCUUCCUGGUAUCCAUACUGGUCCUGGUACUGGUACUGACGCCAGUAGCGGUAACAGUACCAGUAUUGGUGCACUGGUGUUUUACUGGUCCUUACACUGGUACUGGUCUUAGUUCUGUCUCGGGUAUUGGUUCUAGUACAUGCAGUGGUUCUGCUCCUAGUCCUAGUCUUGGUAUUGGUUCUGGCACUGGUUUUGAUGUUGGUGGGGGUUUACCAGAGAGGAGCUCCAUUUGACUGACAGGAAGUGAAGACGGGUAGAAGCGGCGCUGCUCUCGCAUCACUUCGUUCCACUUCCUGUCGUUUGAGGUUUGGUUUUCUGUCCUUCGGUCUCGGCAGGAACAGAAACGAAAAAGGGAAUCUCUGCUCUUCACCUGGAAACGAGUCUUUUACGACCGGUACCGGAACACCGGUAAACAACACGAGUCCAGCCGGGAAAAAAAACCAAACUGGAGCGGAAGGUUUUACAAUGUUAAUAGAUCAGCCAAUUAAGACCAACCAAUCAGAGGCAGUGCCACUCUGCAGGUGUGUGUGUGUGUGUGUGUGUGUGUGUGUGUGUGUGUGUGUGUGUGUGUGUGUGUGUGUGUGUGUGCGUGUGUGCGUGUGUGUGUUUUAUAGUAAAACAUGGCGUCAGCCUGACCUGCAUCUCUUACAUUGGUGGAUGUUUGCAUGAAAUAUGUCAAUAAUUUCUGUUUUGUGAAAACUGUGCUAGCCAACCUUUCCUGUCUCACACACGUGAUGCUCAUGAUGGAGGCGUCCUUUACCUUCUCAAUCUACUUUGUUGUUUUGCUGAACAAACUGUUUUUCUGUGGGGAACCAAAAGUGAGAUGAGACUGUUCGUUUGGGUUCUGGACGGUCUAGACGGGGACUGAACAGCAGAAAACAGAACUGACUGUCUCAGACUAAAGAGGUCCCAUCCAAUUCUGCAGUUAUUUCAAGGUUUUUGAUUAUUAAUACAGUGUUCCUAGCAACAAGAUGAAUCUACCCAUUAUCACUGCUAUUCUUAUUAUCACUAUUAUUAUUAUUAUUAUUAUUGUUACUAGAAAAUAAUGAAAAAAGAGAAAAAAGAGAAACUGUAUAUUUGGUUGCAUCUUUAAUAAAAGGAUAUU